Messenger RNA from Doryrhamphus excisus (bluestripe pipefish), 648 nucleotides. It is a transcript of the gene ghrh, whose product is annotated as growth hormone releasing hormone. The record is from RefSeq and is a predicted model, not a curated record. Lineage: Eukaryota; Metazoa; Chordata; Actinopteri; Syngnathiformes; Syngnathidae. Gene Ontology annotation, cellular component: terminal bouton; perikaryon; extracellular region. Gene Ontology annotation, biological process: regulation of protein localization; growth hormone secretion; adenylate cyclase-activating G protein-coupled receptor signaling pathway. Gene Ontology annotation, molecular function: neuropeptide hormone activity; growth hormone-releasing hormone receptor binding; growth hormone-releasing hormone activity.
GUAGUUUGUGGCAGUGAGAGAUGAUGAGAGUGGGCAUCACAGCGUAGAGAGGAACUACAGGGAUCACACACUUUACUUACAGUGGCCGUCCAUUCUUCUACAUGACAAGCUGUAUGAUGGAGAAAGCUGCACUGCUGCUGUGUUGUUUCCUGGUGGUGUCUACAUCAGGAUCCCCACUAUUCCCAUCCAUCAGGUUUGGCCAGAGGGACACAGCAAUCCUGAUGACAUCUUCUCUAAAGAAUCCAGCGCAGUUUGAAGACACAAGUUCUUCCCAAGAAAGAGAAGAGUUACGCUUAGCCCGCCACGCCGACGCCAUCUUUACAAACAGUUACAGGAAAGUCCUGGGCCAAAUCUCUGCCAGGAAGUUCCUUCAGACCAUCAUGGGCAAACGCCUGGAAGAUGGAAGUGAGAGUUACAUGAAACGCCAGUCAGAUGUCUACGAGGGAAGGUAUAAUGAAGCUCUGACAUCCAUCCUGAGCAAUCAGAGAUACACGAGGACUUGAAGAAAUGCAGCGAGGCUCGGACUGAAGCAGACACACGGUGUGCUCCUUUUCAAAACCAUCUCAGCUUGAUGUCCUUGACCAAAAUAUCAUUUGGAAGCACUGAAGAAAAGAUCCACAAUUCAUAAUACAUGUAUUGUCAGUUAUU